AUGGCGCCGAAACAGGACCCGAAACCUAAAUUUCAAGAAGGUGAAAGAGUGCUGUGUUUUCAUGGGCCAUUGCUCUACGAAGCUAAGUGUGUGAAAAUCAACGUGAAGGAAAAGCAGAUCAAAUAUUUUAUUCAUUACAGCGGUUGGAACAAAAACUGGGACGAAUGGGUUCCUGAAAGCCGUGUUCUGAAGUAUGUGGACAGUAACCUGCAAAAACAAAAAGAGCUUCAGAGGGCUAAUCAAGACCAUUAUGUAGAAGGAAGAAUGAGGGGAGCUGCACCAAAUAAGAAAAUCCCUGCCCCACCGCAGAAAAAUGAAGUGAAAACCAAAAAGAACAAACAGAAAACGCCAGGAGCCGGAGAAGGAACCAGCUCCGGAGGCGACGCCACUCACCCGCCACGAAAGAAGAGGGCGCGCGUCGACCCCACCGUGGAGAGCGAGGAGACUUUUAUAAACCGCGUUGAGGUAAAAGUGAAGAUUCCAGAAGAACUGAAGCCGUGGCUCGUGGACGACUGGGACCUGAUCACUCGCCAGAAACAGCUUUUUCAUCUUCCAGCGAAAAAAAAUGUGGACGCUGUUCUAGAAGAUUAUGCAAACUACAAGAAGUCGAGAGGAAACACCGACAGCAAGGAGUUUGCGGUGAACGAGGUGGUGGCUGGGAUCCGUGAAUACUUUAACGUGAUGUUGGGGACGCAGCUGUUGUAUAAGUUCGAGCGGCCGCAGUACGCAGACGUUUUGGCGAAUCACCCGGACACCGCCAUGUCGCAGAUCUACGGAGCACCGCACCUACUCAGACUCUUCGUGAGGAUCGGGGCCAUGCUAGCUUACACGCCGCUGGACGAGAAGAGCCUGGCGCUGCUGCUCAGUUACCUCCAGGACUUUCUCAAAUAUUUGGUGAAGAACUCAGCUUCACUCUUUAAUGCCAGUGACUACGAGGUGGCGCCCCCUGAGUACCACCGCAAGGCUGUGUGA
Knipowitschia caucasica is the source of this 972-nucleotide messenger RNA. NCBI's taxonomy places the organism in Eukaryota, Metazoa, Chordata, Actinopteri, Gobiiformes, Gobiidae. The record is from the annotation of a GenBank genome assembly.